This is a messenger RNA of Sardina pilchardus (European sardine), 981 nucleotides long. It is a transcript of the gene tnnt2e, whose product is annotated as troponin T2e, cardiac. Gene Ontology annotation, molecular function: tropomyosin binding; troponin C binding; troponin I binding. Gene Ontology annotation, biological process: muscle contraction; sarcomere organization; regulation of muscle contraction. Gene Ontology annotation, cellular component: troponin complex. Bases 16 to 828 code for a protein of 270 amino acids. The transcript has 12 exons. Lineage: Eukaryota; Metazoa; Chordata; Actinopteri; Clupeiformes; Clupeidae. The record is from RefSeq and is a predicted model, not a curated record.
AUCAUAAAGUGUUUAAUGUUGUGGCGAAGACCUCGCUCUUGUACUUGUACCAAUCACCCCACUAAUCCUUCUUAUGUUCUCACGAUAGCGCCGCCGCCUGAAGUGGAAGCCCCAGCUGAGGAAGCUGAACAAGUUGAAGAUCAGGGAAAAACAAAACCAAAGGGAUUUAUGCCAAACAUUGCGGCUCCUAAGAUUCCUGAGGGAGACCACAAAGUGGAUUUUGAUGAUCUCCACAGGAAGCGUCAGGAGAAGGACUUGGCUGAGCUUCAGGCUCUGAUUGAGUCCCAUUUCGUCCAGAGGAAGAAGGACGAGGAGGAGCUUCUCGCCCUCGUCAGCAGAAUUGAGAAGCGUCGCGCUGAGAGGUCCGAGCAGCAAAGGAUCCGUGCAGAAAAGGAGAAGGAGAGACAGGCUCGUCUCGCUGACGAGAAGGAGAGGAGGGAGAUGGAGGAGCAGAUGAAGAAGCAGACUGAGGACCUCAAGAAGAAGAAGGCCCUCACCAACCUCACUCAGCAGCACGGAGGCCUGCAGCAGAAGCAAACUGAGGGUCGCAAAGGGGCUAAGAAGCAGACAGAGAGAGAGAAGAAGAAGAAGAUCCUGGCUGACAGAAGGAAGCCUCUCAACAUCGAUCACUUGGACGAAAACAAACUCAAAGAGAAGGCCACCGAGAUGUGGCAGUGGAUGAUGGAGCUGGAGGCUGAGAAGUUCGACCUCCAGGAAAGACUGAAGCGACAGAAAUAUGACAUGAAUUUACUGCAGACCCGUAUCAAUGAACAACAGAAGUUUGCCAAAGGUCGCGGAAAGAGCAAGAUGGCUGGGCGCCUGAGGUGAAGAGAUGGUGGAACGUCGUUUCCAAGGAAACAAAGAAGAGGAUGAGCUCUCCUUCUCGUAUCAGUGAUGUACUGUACUGUAGCUGUGAUGCAACUAUACUGUACGAUCACACAUGUACAAGUAAUAAACACUGUGUUGCUUUUUGUUGUGGUA